Molecule: messenger RNA, 3059 nt
Organism: Syzygium oleosum
Lineage: Eukaryota; Viridiplantae; Streptophyta; Magnoliopsida; Myrtales; Myrtaceae
Product: LEAF RUST 10 DISEASE-RESISTANCE LOCUS RECEPTOR-LIKE PROTEIN KINASE-like 2.7
Exons: 1
Coding region: 65-913 (282 amino acids)
Molecular function (GO): polysaccharide binding
Source: RefSeq, a predicted model, not a curated record
GUAAAUAAGAAAAGAAUUUCUCCAUCCUCGGCAUGCCUCUCUUAACUCUGAUCCCUCAUUCCACAUGAUAUUCUGCACCCGUGAGAGCGUGAACUUUACUCAAAUGGGUGACGCAGCCGUUCUCCUUCUCUCCUCCCCUUCGCACUCCAUCCUCGUCUUUGUCCUCGUCGUCCUCAUCGUCCCACGAGUUCUCUUAUGCGAGGGAGACGACGAUGUCCACUAUACUGAAUGCCGCCGCUCUUUUAGUUGCGGAACCGUCGAAAAUUUAACUUAUCCUUUCUGGGGAGGCGGCCGACCCCAAUUCUGUGGACUUGAAGGAUUCAAGGUCGAGUGCUCUGAGGAGCAGCACCCUAUCCUUGAGUACCAAGCGCAAAAGCACCAAGUCCUCAAGAUUGAUCAACAUCUUCGUACGAUGACGAUCGCGAGGAUGGAUCUGGUGGACGGUACGUGCUUGGGCGAGUUUAGGAAUACUAGCAUGAUGGAUUCCACUCUCUUUCAUAUGAGCUCAGCCGUUAAGAGCCUCAGCAUCUUCUACGGAUGUUUGGACUCGUUGAAGAACGUAAGCAACGAGUUCGAGUGCUUCUACAACGACUCCAGGAAGUCGGCUUUCUUCAUGGAUGACAUUUUCUUGAAUAGUCACCCGUUUAACGUCACCAACUGCAUCAAGAGCAUCAAGGUUCCUGUUCUUCAGAGCGCCCUCGAUGAUAUUGGCAGACGCAAUAUCAGCUUGCAAGAAGCUUUGAAUCGAGGUUUCGACGCUCAGUAUAGUGACCAACCUGAGUGCUCGGCGUGCGCUUCUUCUGGCGGGUUAUGCGGUAGCAGCUCCUCUUCUUCAUCAUCUAGUUUCACGUGUCAUUGCCACAACAAACCAAACGCUGGUACCUGCAAUCACCCUGGUACGUUCUUUAGGUAGCAGUCCCAAGUGAUCAUUCUCUACUUCAUUUGGUGGGUUCUUUUCUGUAUCAGCGCAUGAGAUUCUAUUAUCGACAGCGUAGAAUAUGCAUGAAAAUCACUAAACCUUGAGCUGCUGCGGAGUUAGUUUUGAUUAGUACCUCGAAGAUCAUAUGGCCAAUGGAACCUGAGAACUUGUCCAGAGAAAACUCAAUUCGAUUGAAUGUGAUCCGCUUGUUUCUUUUGCUGGAAAUUUGAUGGCGCCGUACUUGUUUUGUCUUCCUCCAUCUAAGAAUAUCAUGCGACAAGAAUGACUUUUCUAUGAUUUUUCUUUUUGGGGCGCCUAGCAAGAGGAAAUUUCAAGUUAGCUACUGCUUGGCCAUCAAUUCUUCAGGGAGAGACUCGUUUUCGCUGACUAGUCACGAAGAUUUGUAUAAUGGGAGGCUUGUUCCUAAUUGUAAUUUAGAGGUCCCUUUGACUAGGAAGUUUCAUGGUUUGUUCCUCAGGAUUUUGUGGGGAAAAGUUUUUGCAAAUUUUCUUCAUUGGGUGUUUGAAUAAUGCACGCAUCAGACGACUUUCUGCCUCGCUUGGUAUUUGCUUCGAAGUUGAAGAACUAGCACAUGACCGUGAUAGGAGUUAGGACCAAUUCAAACCAACCAUUUGAUGUUUCCACAAAUGCUUUCCACACUCUCUCCUACCUCUUUCUCCUUUCCUCUGCAAUCCUCUGCCUCCUUCCUGUCCAAAUGAAUCAUCAAAACUUCAUGUGUGUAGCUAAUUGUCACCCAUUGGUCCUUAUCAUCGUCUUCACCAACUCAGUCUAUCUGGCUCUAUCGGAUGAUGCAUAAUACAAGGCCUGCAUGCCUCGGAACUGCAGAUAUGGGCCAAACUUUAGCUAUCCCUUUAGGAUUUCUGGCGAACAAGAGUCCUAUUGUGGCUAUCCGAAUUUCCAGAUUACCUGCAAAGAGAUAUACCCUGUCCUGACUUUCUCGACGGGGAGUUUAUCAUUGAGGAUAUCUUCCAUGCGACCAAUUCGUUCCUCCUAAUUAAUGCCCCCAUGUACCAGGAAUCCUGUGAUGCUCUGCCACGUAAUAUCAGCCUCUAAAGGACGCCUUUCAAUCUCAGUUCUACUAAUGCCGAUUUCUUCUUCUGCUAUAAUUGCACCUCACAGCCGACAGGUUUUUACAUAUCCAAUGGACUGUGCUAGCAACUCCACCCACCGUUCUUUGCUUUUUUCCCGAGGAAGAAUUUGGAAAUGGAUUACUAUUCUGCCGUCAGCUCCUGCUAUUCUGCAGUUAGCAUACCUGUUUACAUUAAUGCCAAUUUCAAUAGCUUGAAGAAGGGGUUACUAUUGAACUGGAAGGCAAUUACUGCAAUUAAUUGUUAGAUCUUUAUGGUUUAAAUACAUUGAAUAGAGAUGCUUUGACUUUACUGUAAAAUUUUGCAAAUGUUGGGCUAAAACUACUGGUUUCUUCUUGGGCUUUUAUUAUGAACACAACCAAAUGAAAAGAAAAACUAUGUCUCCACAAGUGGUGCUAAAAUCUGAUCAUUUGUGUAGUUGAAAUAAAUUAUUGAUAGAGGUGAACUACGCACUUAUUUAUACGUGCUGUUAAUAAUGUCCUUAAGCUUUUCCAAUUUCUUCGCCUUGGCUUAGAUUGUGGACUCGCUUACUGCUGCAUAGAAAACUCUCCAAUCUCUUGGGUCCCAAGAUAUGUUAUCGGAAUCUCAUAUAUUUUUUAUGUUUCUAUCUUUCUGCAAUAGUUUGCGAGUUAUCAAAUGGGUGUUUACGAUUCAAGAAGCUUGAAAAUUCUUGCCUGAACAUCAGCUGCCCACUUGUUUUAUCCGUGGAAUGACUUCUACUCAAGCCUAUAGGUCCGUUUAGAAGCCAAAAGAGUUGAGACAUGACUAGAACAUCCCACGCAUUCAAUUAGUGCCACAGAAAGUUUAUCUGUCUUCGCCUCUGAUACCACAUUGUUGAUCAUAUUGCAGAGUAUUUGCUACUUCUAUACCAGUUAGAAAUUUUUUUUUCCUGUCUUCCUGUGCAUCCCCUGAUAGCUCUAGUAUUCAGGAUUUUAGCUAAUGUCUAUCCUCGUUAGUCAAUCAGCUACAGAUCCAUUAGCAUGUGCUUUCAAUUUCUCUAGAAAGAUGUCACCAAUUGAUCCACGAAAAGA